AUGCCGUUACACACACCGGUUCAUCGUGAUCCUAAAGAUAAAGGUGGAUUAGGGGUAGACUAUAAAGAAGUUAGAGGUCCAUUUAUUGGAAUCAACUACAAUCGGAAAAAUAAGAAUAACACGACUCAUCCUAAUCAAAGCAAGGAUAAUGCACCUGCUGGUCGGACAAAUGAAUUUCGCAUUAUUGAUGAAACUCCAGCAGGAAUUCAAAACACUGAGACAGGGCGAAAACUUACUAAAACGGUUGAAGCAAAUCAGGAAUUUACUCAAACACAAUUUAAGAAAUUGGAGUCAAGGAUCACAGAAAAUGGGCCUCUGAUAACUCCAAGGAAUUUGUUUGGAACUCCAGUUUUAUCUGCACUUCCUGGGUUUGCCCCAUUUGGCACGACGAUCCCAACUGCAUCCCGAAAUUUUGGGAGUAACAUCCCACAAAAUACGCAGGCUGCUGGCACCUCUGCUAAUGCGGGAUCAGGUUUAUUUAAUACUAAUAAUUUUACUAGAUCGUAUGGAUACACUAACCCAUUGCAGGAACAAGGAACAAACGAAUAUAUUGCGAGAGAAUUUCAGAAAAUUAAGGAAAUGAUUUCGAGUGUUCCUGGAUUUUGCAAUCCAAUUCCAGAAGUCAAUCCUACUUCUUAUCUCAUUAAUAGAUACGGGGAUAGGAUUGCAAAUGUGGAAAUUCCAAAGAAAUUCCAAGUGCCAAAUAUUAAGCCCUAUGAUGGAACUUCCGAUCCACAAGAGCAUGUUGCAUUGUAUCUGGAGAAAAUGGAGACUGUGCCCAUUCCCUACAACCUGAAGGAAGCUUGCUUAUGUAGAAGCUUUGGCUCCACAUUGACUGGCUCAGCCUUAAAAUGGCUGCAGAGUUUGCCUCCUCAAUCUAUAAACUCUUUUGCUGAUUUAACUAAUUUGUUUAACAGUCAAUUUUCAUGCAGUGGAACUUUUGAGAAAUUAACUGAUGAUUUAUACAAAAUUACUCAAAAACAGCAUGAAUCACUUAGAGACUUUAUGACUAGAUUUACUAAAGAAUCUCUUAAUAUUCCUAAAUUAGAUAUGUUAACUGCUAUCCAAGCUUUGCAGAGAGGCCUUCACCCUGGAUCCAAAUUCCAAGAAGACCUUAUAAUGACCCAAUGCAGAAACUUGGAUGAGGCAAAGGCUAGAGUAGCAAGAUUCAUCAGACUUGAAGAAAAUGAACUAACAACAGCAAAACUGGAUGCCUUAUCUUACGAUUGA
Messenger RNA from Erigeron canadensis, 1230 nucleotides. RefSeq lists its product as uncharacterized. The record is from RefSeq and is a predicted model, not a curated record. Lineage: Eukaryota; Viridiplantae; Streptophyta; Magnoliopsida; Asterales; Asteraceae. The coding region runs from base 1 to 1230 and encodes 409 amino acids. The transcript has 3 exons.